Dictyostelium purpureum is the source of this 258-nucleotide messenger RNA. RefSeq lists its product as uncharacterized. Bases 1 to 258 code for a protein of 85 amino acids. Lineage: Eukaryota; Evosea; Eumycetozoa; Dictyosteliales; Dictyosteliaceae. The transcript has a single exon. The record is from RefSeq and is a predicted model, not a curated record.
AUGCACGAUUCUACAGCUUUGUUUGAUCCAGAAUCUAAACUACUACUAUUUGAUAUCAAAUAUUCUACAUUAUUACUUGAUUAUGGAUAUUCUACACUGCUUGAUUUAGUAGAUUUAUUUGAUUCAGACUCUAAACCACCAUUACUUGAUAAAAUAAACUAUUUGCGUUAUGAAUUAGAUUCUACACUACCUGAUUCAUAUUCUACACUAGUGGAGGUUUAUAGAAACCCACACGAUUUACGAAACUUCCUUAUAUAA